This is a messenger RNA of Canis lupus familiaris (dog), 2384 nucleotides long. It is a transcript of the gene PRICKLE3, whose product is annotated as prickle planar cell polarity protein 3. The coding region runs from base 596 to 2254 and encodes 552 amino acids. NCBI's taxonomy places the organism in Eukaryota, Metazoa, Chordata, Mammalia, Carnivora, Canidae. The record is from RefSeq and is a predicted model, not a curated record. Gene Ontology annotation, molecular function: zinc ion binding. The transcript has 10 exons.
ACGGAACAGAGCUCCUAGGCCGGACGCGCGGCGGGCUGACCGCCGGGAGGAUUCCAUCCUGCCUGACCCUGCCCGGCCUGACCCUGCCUGGGCGCGCCAUGUUCGCGCGUGGGUCCAGGAGGCGCCGCUCUGGGCGCGCGCACCCUCAGAGACCUGAUGGGCUCCCCUCUCAUGUGAAUUCUGGGAGGGGAUUCUGAGGGCCAAAAGACUGGAUCCUAGGGUCCUGGAUUGAGUAAAGACCUCCUGUGCUUCUGAGGGAAGGGACUUCCCCUGUACCUUGGCAGAAGGUGAUCUUAAGGCCUGCCCAGCGCUGCCCUGGUGGGACAGGCCCCAGCGUGUGGUCGCGGGCCUUGGAGUGGAGAGGAGGGCGUUGACUUCUCUCUCCCCGCCCCCGCACCGUGCCUGUUCCCGCGUCUGCCCCCACCCACUUCAGCCUCCAGAGUUGGAGGACCCAGAUCGCGGCCAGCCCUGCAACUCCUGCAGGGAGCAGUGCCCCGGCUUCCUGUUGCAUGGAUGGAGAAAGAUCUGUCAGCACUGCAAAUGCCCAAGGGAAGAGCAUGCUGUUCAUUCGGUGCCUGUGGACCUGGAACGUAUCAUGUGUCGCCUAAUCUCAGACUUCCAGCGCCACUCCAUCUCUGACGAUGACUCAGGCUGUGCCUCGGAGGAGUAUGCCUGGGUGCCUCCUGGGCUCAAGCCAGAGCAGGUAUACCAGUUUUUCAGCUGCCUCCCAGAGGACAAGGUCCCCUAUGUCAACAGUCCCGGGGAAAAAUACAGGAUCAAGCAGCUGCUGUAUCAGCUGCCCCCACAUGACAGUGAGGCACAGUACUGCACAGCGCUGGAAGAGGAGGAGAAGAAAGAGCUCAGAUCCUUCAGCCAGCAGCGGAAGCGGGAAAAUCUGGGCCGUGGCACGGUGCGCAUCUUCCCCGUGACCAUCACCGGAGCCAUCUGUGAGGAGUGCGGGAAACAAAUUGGAGGUGGGGACAUCGCGGUGUUUGCCAGUCGAGCGGGCCUGGGUGCCUGCUGGCACCCGCAGUGCUUUGUGUGCUGCACAUGCCGCGAGCUGCUGGUGGACCUCAUCUACUUCUAUCAUGCUGGCAAAGUCUACUGUGGCCGCCACCACGCCGAACGCCUGCGCCCACGCUGCCAAGCCUGUGACGAGAUCAUCUUCUCCCCUGAGUGCACGGAGGCUGAGGGCCGGCACUGGCACAUGGGCCACUUCUGCUGCUUUGAGUGUGAAGCAUCGCUAGGAGGCCAGCGUUACGUUAUGCGUCAGAGCCGCCCCCACUGCUGUGCCUGCUAUGAGGCCCGCCACGCAGAGUACUGUGAUGGCUGUGGGGAACACAUUGGCCUGGACCAGGGCCAGAUGGCGUAUGAGGGCCAGCACUGGCAUGCCUCCGACCGCUGCUUCUGCUGUAGUCGCUGUGGACGAGCCCUGCUGGGCCGCCCCUUCCUGCCACGCCGCGGUCUCAUCUUCUGCUCCAGAGCCUGCAGCCUGGGGUCCGAGCCCACGAGUUCGGGGACUUCGGGGACCGGCCGCCAGAGCUGGAGUGCGGGCACAGUCUCUGCACCUCUCGCAGCCUCCUCGGCCUCUUUCUCGGCUGCAGAGGAGGAGACGGCAGAGACCGCCACCAAAGGAACUAGCACGGAGCCAGGGCCUGUUGUGGGCCCUGAGGAGCCUGCCCACUUUCUCAGGGGAGCCCCCCACCGCCACUCCAUGCCAGAGCUGGGUCUCCGCGGCCCCCCCGAGCCACCCCCAGGACUCCCCAGCCAGCCUGACCCACCCCUGGAAGAUGGUGCCUUUGGUCGCCAGAGCACCCCCCGCGUCAGCUUCCGUGACCCUCUGGUAUCCGAGGGAGGCCCACGGCGAACCCUGAGUGCACCCCCAGCCCAGCGUCGCAGGCCACGCAGUCCCCCACCUAGGGCCCCCACCCAUCGCCGCCGCAGCAGCCGCCGCCGCCACCACCACCAUCACCGCCGCCACUCUGGCAGACAUCGCCACCACCAGUGUGACUUGGGAUCGGGGUCGGACUCAGGAUCUUGCUCCAGCUCGCCUUCUAGCCCCAGUUCUGAGUCCUCAGAGGAGGAUGGCUUCUUCCUAGGAGAGCGCAUCCCGCUGCCCCCACAUCUGUGCAGGCUCAGGCCUGCUCAGGACAAUGCAACUGGAACCCCCAAAUCCCCAUCUCCACAGCUCCCCAGGAGCUGGCGCCCAGGGAUGCCUCGCCAGACCAGAGACAAGAACUGCAUUGUGGCUUGAAGGCAGCGUAGUCCUGGAGGGCUCCAUUGUCAAGUCAGCAUAGAUGAUCCUGUCUCCCAACCUGAGUCAUAAAUACCCUUCCUCCUUCAUCUGUUUGUGUUAAUGAAGUAAUUUAAUAUUUGUUGUAAAA